AUGGAAAUCUCUCAUAUCUUCUUUUUCUUCUUUCCAACACAAUCCGAGCUUGGUUUUGAUCCUCAACACAGAACCUCAAUGAGCUACCAACGACGUGUGCUUAGAAGGUUGGAAAGGUUUCGAGUUGAACAACUAUGUCCAUCCCGAGGCAAUGGACUCGUGUUCCUGAACCCGGUUGCAACUUUGAGGCUCCCUUUUAGAUUAAUAGGGAAUGUGACGAAAGGCUUAUCCCAUAUUGUCAAGUUGAUGUCCUCUACAUCUUCCGUGUUUUUCCUAUUCGUGUUUGAUUCUAUGCUCGGAGCUUUACAUUGGUUAGCAGAGGAUGGGCCUGUGGUGGCUUACAAUCCUAAUGAUCAAAAGACAUGCCUAUUCAUCCAUCGCUCACAAGAGAUACAUCAUGCUUAUUAUGGUGGCGACGCAGCUGUUUCAGAGACCUUAACCAUCUCCAUGAGCCAUCUACGCAUCCUUCAGCUCGUUGAAGCUGCUGGUCAUCGCCAUCUCUCGAUUUGGACACUCGUGGACUACAAACAGUCCAUAUGGAAACAAGAGCAUGAUCCUAUCUCUUUCACUGACCUUCCAUGGCUGCAAGACUGGAGAACAUCAUCUACCCAACACAAUACGUCCUUACUCUUGGUUGGUUUCAGGAAAAAUCAAAAAACCAGAGAGCGCAUUCUUUAUCCACAACCUUUAUGUUGUCAUCCAUACAAUCCGCAGCUCGUUUACUUUUGUUUGUCCGAAAGUAUCGUCUCUCUUGAUGUCGCAACAAAGAAACUGCAGUUAAUUACAAGACUCAGCAAAAGAGGCACAGAAGGCGUUUACUGGAACCAAUAUGACAAGGUGAUACCAAUGACAAUGCAGUUAGAUCCCUCUCUAGUUCCAGACCAUGGCCAUGUACUGUAG
Molecule: messenger RNA, 900 nt
Organism: Arabis nemorensis
Lineage: Eukaryota; Viridiplantae; Streptophyta; Magnoliopsida; Brassicales; Brassicaceae
Source: the annotation of a GenBank genome assembly